CGGUGUCGACCUCGUCAGUCCUUUGCGCGCAGUGUCUUAGCUCUUUUUUUUACUUUGACGCUCUCCACCCCAGUUUUUAUUCCCCAGUCACACAAAAAUUUGGGUUCGGAAAAAAAAAAUAUCAUUAAAAUAUCAAGUUAUUUGAUUUGGUUCGGUAAGCGAAACAGACAUAUUUUUGUCAAAAUGAGUGGCAACGGAUGUCCAAUGAACAACGGAUUUAGGUCGACUGAUCCCCAGGAAGGAAUCAACAUGGCCGAACAUUCUACAGGGAUGAUGUACGGCGAAUACUUACAGUUGGACAAGAUCUUAGACGGCCAACGACUGAUGAGUGAACAGCUUGGCAGUGAAACCGUUCACGACGAACACCUUUUCAUCGUUACACAUCAAGCCUACGAGUUGUGGUUCAAGCAGAUUCUGUACGAAUUGGAUUCAGUCCGCGAAAUGUUUUCUAACGAGGAAAUUGAAGAACGCAAAAUGCUAGAAGUCCUCAAGAGAAUGAAUCGUAUCGUUCUCAUCUGGAAGUUGCUGAGAGAUCAAGUAAUGAUUCUCGAGACGAUGACGCCCCUGGAUUUCAUGGAAUUCCGCGAAUAUUUAACGCCCAGCUCAGGCUUCCAAAGCCUCCAGUUCCGGCUGCUUGAGAACAAACUAGGAAUACGACAGGAACAUCGAGUGCGUUAUAAUCAAUCAAAUUACAUCAAAGUAUUUGGUAACGAUAAAGCCGCCAUGAUCGAGCUGGAGCGAUCGGAAAGUGAACCUUCACUCUGCGAAUUGGUUCAAAAGUGGCUGGAGAGGACACCUGGUUUGGACGAAGAGCACCCCAGUAAUUUCUGGACCCAAUAUCAACAAACUGUUGAAGCUUUGAUCAGAGAUCAGCAAAAAGAAGCCGAGGCGACGACGGAUGAACCGUUGAAAGUGCAUUUGCUGAACGAGUGCCAGAAGAAGAAGGAGCUUUUCGACUCCAUCUUCGAUGUAGACAUUCACAAUGCUCUGGUUGCGCGCGGGGAGAGGCGUUUCAGCCACAAGGCUCUUCAGGGAGCCAUCAUGAUCACUUUUUACCGGGACGAACCGCGCUUCAAUCAGCCGCACCAACUUCUCAGCAUUUUGAUGGAUAUCGAUUCUCUAAUUACCAAAUGGCGCUACAAUCACGUUAUGUUGGUCCAGCGGAUGAUUGGGUCUCAGCGUAUCGGGACAGGUGGAUCAAGCGGCUAUCAAUACCUGCGAUCAACUUUGAGUGAUCGCUACAAGGUGUUCUUGGACUUGUUCAACCUGUCGACGUUUAUUCUGCCGCGAAAACACAUUCCGCCCCUAUCGCGCCACAUGAAGACUCGACUGUCCAUUCGCGAGGAACCGCAUACCCAGAAUCGCCCUAGCCAUAGCGAAGACGACAACAAAUCACAGAGCGGCAGCAGUACUGGUGGACUAGAAACAUCCGGAGAACUCUCACUCUAACAUUUCCCAAUGACAUAAUAUUUCCCUCCGCACUUUUCAGAAUCCCAUUACCUCCGCAACGUUUUAAUUUUUGUUUUGUUUCUUAAUUUCCAAACUGCAUGGCUCUAAUAACUGACGACCGUCUUCAAAGUACAGCAUAACUGAUGGAGGAUGACACUUCAUAGUCAUACACAAUUCUAAUCCAAAUCCUUAAACAAA
Molecule: messenger RNA, 1647 nt
Organism: Daphnia pulicaria
Lineage: Eukaryota; Metazoa; Arthropoda; Branchiopoda; Diplostraca; Daphniidae
Gene: vermilion
Product: tryptophan 2,3-dioxygenase-like
Exons: 11
Coding region: 184-1449 (421 amino acids)
Molecular function (GO): heme binding; L-tryptophan 2,3-dioxygenase activity; metal ion binding
Source: RefSeq, a predicted model, not a curated record